Puccinia triticina is the source of this 933-nucleotide messenger RNA. RefSeq lists its product as uncharacterized. The transcript is spliced from 6 exons. Bases 1 to 933 code for a protein of 310 amino acids. Gene Ontology annotation, cellular component: nucleolus. Gene Ontology annotation, biological process: rRNA processing; ribosomal large subunit assembly. Gene Ontology annotation, molecular function: rRNA binding. NCBI's taxonomy places the organism in Eukaryota, Fungi, Basidiomycota, Pucciniomycetes, Pucciniales, Pucciniaceae. The record is from RefSeq and is a predicted model, not a curated record.
AUGGCCUCUCGAUCCGCCCAAGCAACCACUCUGGCCGCCGCUGCGAACAAGAAACGAAAGAAUGCCGACCUAGGGGAGGAAGAUGGCGAAGGAAGAGCGCUGACGAGACCGUCGAGGCCAUACAAGUCGAAGGUCUUGAUCCUCUGCUCGCGAGGGAUCACUUACCGAAUGCGACACCUGAUGAACGACCUUGCGAAUCUGAUCACUCACGGUAAAAAAGACGCUAAAUUGGACUCAAAGCAUGCCCUCCCGUCAAUCAACGAAUUGGCAGACCUGAACUCGUGCAACCAUGCCCUCUACUUCGAGGCUCGUCGACACUCCGAUCUCUACCUGUGGGCCACCCGAUGUCCCAACGGCCCCUCAAUCCGCUUCCAUGUUGUCAAUGUUCACACGAUGGACGAGAUGAAGAUGACUGGAAAUUGUCUCAAAGGAUCCCGUCCGAUAGUCACCUUUGGGAAAGAAUUCGAGGACGAGGCGCACUGGAAAGUGUGCAAGGAAGUCUUGACGAACGUGUUUGCGGUACCUAAGACGGCCCGGAAAGCGAAACCCUUUGUGGACCACAUUAUCAGUUUCUCGAUCGUUGACGGAAAGAUCUGGUUCCGAAACUAUCAAAUCUUACAAAAAUCAACGAUUGAUCCCACGGCGGCUAACAAGAAAAAGACGAGCGAGGCUGACGACUUGAGCUUGACCGAGAUCGGGCCCCGGUUUGUAUUGACGCCAAUAAAGUUAUUUGAGGGCAGUUUCUCUGGACCAUGUCUAUGGGAAAACAAAGACUUUGUGCCGCCCAUCCAAGUCCUCAAGGAGCAGAAGUCCGAAGCUGCACUCAAGUACGUCGGUCGCAAGGAGCAGGAAAGUUCCAGGGAGGCACGUAAGGAGAUCAUGAAGCAGAUGCGGCCAGACGAUGAGCUUGAGAAGCGCAAGGUGUUUGCCUAA